This is a messenger RNA of Thelazia callipaeda (thelaziosis nematode), 1365 nucleotides long. The record is from the annotation of a GenBank genome assembly. NCBI's taxonomy places the organism in Eukaryota, Metazoa, Nematoda, Chromadorea, Rhabditida, Thelaziidae.
CUGAUGACGCUGCCAGAAGAAGUUGAAAAAACCUUACAACAGUUUUAUAUAGAGGAUGAAGUACUUCAUGAUGUUAGUGAUAAAAUCCAAAAGGAAUUCGUCCAAGGUUUGGAGUACGGGACUCCGAAAUCAUCAAUUGCUAUGCUGCCUUCUUUUGUUCCUGCUUUACCGGAUGGAAACGAGAAAGGUCAGUACAUUGCAAUUGACUUGAAUGGCAAAAAUUUGCGUAUCAUGCUACUAAUGUUAAAGGGAUGUGAUCAUGAACCUGAACAUAUUAAUCACAAUUAUAUCAUUCCCAGUUCCGUUAUGGUUGGAACUGGAGACCAGCUGUUUACGUUUACGGUUAACUGUUUGAUGAAGUUCUUGAAAGAAGUUAAUCUGCUAGAUGCUUCACUUCCAGUUGGGUUUGUUUUCUGUUAUCCGUGCGAGCUGCUUUCAAUACGUUCAGCACGUUUGCUCUGGUGGACAAAAGGUUUUGAUAUAAAGGACUGUUUAAGAAAAGAUGUGGUCAAACUUCUGGAAGAAGCCCUCGAAUUGAACAUGCUAACAAAUGUGAAAAUUAAAGCAGUAAUGAAUGAUACUGUGGGUCAGUUAGCUGCUGCUACCUACAAGUAUGGUCCAGAGUGUACAAUUGGUGUCGUGAUCGGUUAUGGUUGCAAUGCAUCGUAUUUGGAAGAUACAGCAAAAAUUAAAAAAUUCAAUGCCGCUACAGCUGGAUAUAAAUUUGACAAGAUGGUGGUUGUUACCGAGUGGGAAGAGUUUGGCGAAAAGGGUGAACUAGUUGAUAUUUUAACACGGUUCGAUCAAGAAAUUGAUGAGUCAUCUGUCCACAAAGGCAAGCAAAUGAUUGAUAAACUAACUGGAGCACUAUAUCUGGGUGAAUUAGCGCGUCGUAUUCUAGCACAGUUUGCUUUGGAUGGGCUUUUAUUCAGUGGAAAACCUUGUGAAAAACUAGAAGAAGUUGAUUCUUUUCCGACUAAAUACAUUUCUGAAAUCUUAAGUAAUGAAGAAGGAAAUUUCAAAGUUUGUCGGCGGAUAUGCGAUGAGCUUGACGCACCAAGUCACUGCACUACUGAUUAUGAAAUUAUCUAUGAAGUUUGUCACGCUGUAUCGCAGAGAUCUGCUGCCGUUGUUGCUGCUGCAAUAGCAGCUUUAUUGCGUCAUCUUAAUCAAAGUCCUAUAAAAAUAGGAGUGGGCGGUGCCUUAGUUCAAUUUCAUCCUACUUACCUGUCAUUGUUAGAAAAGAAAUUGCACGAGUUGGCUCCUUUAAACAUUCAGGUACCUUGGCAGUUGGUACCAGCCGAUGAAGGCGGUGCCAAAGGUGCUGCAAUGAUUGCCGCAGUAACUGAAAAGAUGGCACUGUGA